AAAGAUUCAUCAGAUGAAGAUAGUAGCAAUAGCUCCUUAUCAUCAGAUAGCAACGACGGAACUGCAAAGAAACGACAAGUCAAAGGUGAUAAAAGCACGACGGCAAAACUCAAUACUAAACAGAUCACACCAUCAAAAUCAGUGAAUGCUUCCCUCAACAAAAGUCAAGCCAAAGCCAGUUCAUCGGAUGACAGCAGUUCCUCAGAUGAGAAUGAUAAAGUGAAAUCACAGCAGAAAGUCACCGCAUCAAAACCAAUCAAAAAUGGUGAUCAGAAAUCAAGCAAUAAGAAGGCGAAUGCUAAAGAAAGCAGCUCAUCAUCGGAUGAUAGCUCGGACGAUAAUCAGCCCACAACGAAAAGCGCUCAAAAGGAACCGAAACAGGGGAUCGAUGCUAAGAAGUAA
This is a messenger RNA of Anisakis simplex (herring worm), 402 nucleotides long. The record is from the annotation of a GenBank genome assembly. NCBI's taxonomy places the organism in Eukaryota, Metazoa, Nematoda, Chromadorea, Rhabditida, Anisakidae.